Molecule: messenger RNA, 5018 nt
Organism: Gopherus flavomarginatus (Mexican gopher tortoise)
Lineage: Eukaryota; Metazoa; Chordata; Testudines; Testudinidae
Gene: TMCO1
Product: transmembrane and coiled-coil domains 1
Exons: 7
Coding region: 89-844 (251 amino acids)
Biological process (GO): endoplasmic reticulum calcium ion homeostasis
Cellular component (GO): endoplasmic reticulum membrane; cytoplasm; endoplasmic reticulum
Molecular function (GO): calcium channel activity
Source: RefSeq, a predicted model, not a curated record
GACUGGAGCCAGUUGAUAGGCUGCUUGUGGGACCCUUUGUAGCUUCCGGUCUAGUCGUGCGUGUGCGUCUUCCGGGUUUGGGGGCACCAUGAGUACUAUGUUCGCUGACACUGUCCUCAUCGUCUUCAUCUCGGUGUGCACGGCGCUGCUCGCUGAGGGUAUAACAUGGGUGCUGGUUUACAGAACAGAGAAAUACAAGAGACUGAAAGCUGAAGUGGAAAAACAAAGCAAAAAAUUGGAAAAGAAGAAGGAAACAAUAACUGAAUCAGCAGGACGACAGCAAAAAAAGAAAAUAGAGAGGCAAGAGGAGAAGCUGAAGAACAACAACAGGGACCUGUCGAUGGUUCGAAUGAAGUCCAUGUUUGCGAUUGGCUUUUGCUUUACCGCCCUCAUGGGAAUGUUUAACUCCAUUGAUCUUUUCUCUUCCAGAUUUGACGGCCGGGUGGUGGCAAAACUUCCUUUUAUCCCCCUCUCCUACAUCCAGGGCCUGUCCCAUCGCAACCUGCUGGGGGAGGAUUACACUGACUGCUCCUUCAUCUUCCUCUAUAUUCUCUGCACCAUGUCUAUCCGGCAGAUCUCUGUUGCUUCUUCCUCUGGAGGUGCCAAGGGACUUAGAAACCCUUACACCAGGUCAGCAGAGGAAAUGACUCUUGUGCCAACUUCUAGCAGAGGGGUCAGGAUGGGCUUGAUGAAAUGGUUCAAUAAAAGAAUGAAAGCUCCUUUACCUCAGAAUAAGUACAUAUUAAUGGCUCAAACAGAUUCUCUCCCUCCUUCCACAGCAAGAUCCUUCAUUACAUCAGAUCUGUGUCCAAUCUUGUGUAAAGGAACAAGGCAUACAAAUUAGCAAAAGCCAUCAAGUCCACCGACCCCUAAUAAAAUGCUGUCAGCACAGCAGAUCUUGUCCAGUGCUCUUUCCCUGACCUGGAACUAGAAUAGCAGGUGUUGUUGUGUGCUGAAGGGUUUGUCUAGUUUUUGUGUCACCCAUUGGGAAGCUUUUGUGUUGUUUCUACAGUGACUGCCCCCCAGUGAAUCUCACGCCAGAUAGCCUGUGGUUUGCAGUACCCUGGGGAAACUCUCCCUGCCAUCAGUCUCUGUUGCAAUGUGCUCUACGCCUUUCUGUUUUGACACCAGUAGACUUUCUUUUGCACCCUGAAAGGCCACGAGCAGUCAGAGUGAAACUCAGAUUGUGCUGGCUGCUGCAUGUCUUCUCUGCACCAGUUGGAUACUUGGAGAAUUCGGUGGCUGAAAAAUCCCAAGUGGCUUUUUUGUAUGUUUUUAAAAUAAAAAAAAUCCCAGUGCAUUCCAGUUUUGAUGAUUUCCUGCUGUCACCUUCUGCGAUGAAACAGACUAGAAGUAGUGCGAAGUGAAUGGCUAGGCAUAAAUACCUGGGUUGUUCAGCUUGUUCAGUCCAACAAGCCUUCAACAGAAAAUUCCAGGAAGGGUCUUUACUUGUGACCAAGAGUCCCGGCUAAUGGCCUGGUCGGGGGAGUAGCACCGUUGCCUUGGAAAGGGUAUUUCAGCUGUGUAGCUUCAUAUGCCGCAGCCUCUCUACUUUAACGCUUUUUUUUAUUCCCUGUAGAACUGAUGUACUUUGUGUUCCCAGCACUGCAUUAAAAGAGGUAGCUGCUCUUUUCAUACUCAAGUCUUUACCUCUAAGCUGUAGUUUAAACCGGCCCCCAUGGAGCUGGGAGGUGGAGGAAUCCCUCUACAUUCCAUGAGGGCAAUAGCCCAAGAGAAGAGCUGCAGUGAGGUGGGGCACUGGAAUUAAAUAGUGGGAGAGCAGGGGAAGAUCCCAGAGUCCAUUUAGGGGGAUGGGUGUGGGAGAAAAUCCCCAGAACUCAUUAAGUUGAGGCAGAGCCUGGAUUUAGUUCAGGGUGUGAGUGUCUCAAUCUGCUUUGAGGGAGGGAGAGGACUAACUGGUGGGGAGCGAUUUAAACAGGCAUUGCUUAUGGGGUGGGGAGUGGUAGCACAGCUAUGCUUCACCUAGGCUGUUAGUCCUGAGCCCUGAGUUUCCUGAAGCUCUGGCUUGACACCUUUUUGUCUGUGACCUGGGGCCAGCAUCUCCAGAAAUAUCCAACUUGCAGUGAGUAACUUCCUCUGUGCUGUUCCCGUCUCCCCCUGCACGUAAAUCCUGUCCGGUGGUUUCUCGUGCCUUCCUGUUUGGAGAGAGGACUGCUGCUGGGAGAGGCUUUCUGCAGCCCUUGAGCUGCUGCCUUUCAGCUGGGGAAGUCUGCUGCUGAAUUGGGUGUGAUGCAGAAUGUUAGUUAUAUCCUCUGCCCCUCCUCCUGUUAGUGCACCUGUCCUGUUUAUGUUGAGUAAUAAACCUUUAUUACACAAGCGACAGAGUCCUAUGGCACCUGAUAGACUAACAGACGUAUUGGAGCAUAAGCUUUCUCUGGUGAAUACCCACUUUGUCAGACGCAUGUAGUGGAAAUUUCCAGAGGCAGGUAUAAAUAUGCAGGCACAAAUCUGAUCUGGUUAGGUCCUGUGAUGAUGUCGCUGGUGUAGAUAUGUGGGCAGAGUUGGCAUCAAGGUUUGUUGCAUGGAUUGGUUCCUGAGUUAGUUACUAUGGUGUGGUGUGUGGUUGCUGGUAAGAAUAUGCUUAAGGUUAGUGGUUUGUCUGUGGGUGAGGACUGGCCUGCCUCCCAAGGCCUGUGAAAGCAAAGGAUCAUUGUCCAGGAUGGGUUGUAGAUCACUGAUGAUGCAUUGGAGAGGUUUUAGCUGAGGACAAUAGGUAGUGGCCAGUGGAGUUCUGUUGGUUUCUUUCUUGGGCUUGUCUUGCAGCAGGAGGCUUCUUCCCUUGCAACUAGAAGAGGGCCUCAUCCUCCCUGACUGAACUAACCUCGUUAUCUCUAGACUGAUUCUUGCCUGCAUAUUUAUACCUGCCUUUGGAAAUUUCCACCACAUGCGUCUGACAAAGUGGGUAUUCACCCAUGAAAGCUUAUGCUCCAAUACUUCUGUUAGUCUAUAAGGUGCCAUAGGCCUCUUUGUCACUUUUUACAGAUCCAGACUAACACGGCUACCCCUCUGAUGCUUGAUACCAUCACAGGACCUAACCCGAUCAGCCACGACAUCACCGGUUCAUUCACUUGGAUGAAUCACACCAAUGUAAUAUACGCCAUCGUUCCAGCAAUGCCUCUCUGCUAUGUACAUCGGCCAAACUGGACAAUCCCUAUGUAAAAGGAUAAAUGGACACAAGUCAGAUAUUAGGAAUGGCAAUAUACAAAAACCUAUAGGAGAACUCUUCAACCUCCCUGGGGACACAAUAGCAGAUUUAAAACUUCUAGACCAGACUUCAAAGAGAAACUACUGAACUUCAGUUCAUUUGCAAAUUUGUUUAAUCCUGAGCUGAUGGUGUCAGUCUGUUAUUGAGUGACCAGGGAGAUUGACGUGUUCUCCUACUGGUUUUUGAAUGUUAUGAUUCCUGAUGUCAGAUUUGUGUUCAUUUAUUCCUUUGUGUAGAAAGUGGCAAUUCUUCAACAAAAAAACUUCAAAAACAGAUUGCAAUGUGAAACUGCAGAACUGGAAUUAAUCUGCAAACUGGACACCAUCAGAUCAGGCCUGAAUUAAGACUGAGUGAGGCUGGGUCAUUACAAAACCUAAACCUAAUUUCCCCAAUACUAAUUUCCACCUCACACACCUUCUUGUCAACUGUCUGAAAUGGGCCCCUCUCGUUACCCCUUUAAAAGUUAUUGUUCCUCCCUUGGUAUCCUGCUGUCAAUUGAAUUGUCUCCUUAGACUGACCUCACACGUGGUAAGACAAACCACAUCUUUUCAUAUAUUUAUACCUGCUCCUGUAUUUUCCACUACAUGCAUCUGAUGAAGUGGGUUCUAGCCCACAAAAUUUGUUAGUCUCUAAGGUGCCAUAAGGACGACUCAUUGUUUUGGUGAUACAGACUAACGUGGCUACCACUCUGAAACCUGUUGAUAGGUAGGUCUACUGUACCAUGUGUCUUAGGAGAGAAAACACUGUUUCCAUCUACAUCAUUAGCAAAGAAAUCAGUUCUGUACUCAGACUUUUGGCAAGAGCUCAGCAAUUCCUCUGGUGGCCGAGUGCGUGAGCCACUUCUGAUUGUUUUGUAUGAGAUCCUUCCUGUCUCGGUUGCAGAUUCUCAGGCUUUAAUUACAGCCUCCCUUGACAGUGGUUUUUGGAAUGUGUGAAAACAGAGAAGUGCUGCUCCUAGAUUUUCUGCCUGUAAGCAGAGAACAGGAAGCUGCUACUGCGUAUGCAUUGUAGUUGAAUUGCAAAGAUAUCUAAUGUUGUUACCAUCUUAAUUUAAAGAAAACAAAAUAGGCAAAGGCUGCAGCCUGCAACAAGAACUCUAUUACCUGCCCAUUGCCUUUAUGACUUAUGUAGGUGAAGGUGAAAUUGAAUUGCAGCCCUGGAUUGGACCCCACUUCACCUGUGGGAAGCUUGAUCAGGAAACAAACUCUGGAGCUUAGGCCCACCUCUAAUUGCAGUUAAUUAUGCAUAUAAAUCAGUUAAUCUCUCUUGGUUGCAUUUCUUCUGGGCUCUUUUGCAUGGAUACAGAUAUAUCACAUACAGGGGCACACCAGCGGGAGGUCCCCGGUCUUGCAGAUUCGGCAGCGCACCUGCGGGAGGUCCUGCAGAUUCAGUGGCAUGCCUGCAGGAGGUCCCCGGUCCCGUGCAUUCAGUGGCAUGCCUGCAGGAGGUCCGCUGGUCCCACGGCUUUGGCAUACUGACCGCUGAAUUGCCACCGAAUCCGUGGGACCGGCGGACCUCCCGCAGGGAAGCUGCAGAAGGCUGCCUGACUGCCGCUCUCGCAUAGACCAGCAGGCUGCGCCGCACCCCCCACCCCACCGCAGCUUGCCGUCCCAGGCACAUGCUUGGAGCACUGGAGCCGCCGCUGAUCACAUCUAUACACUGGAUAAACUGAGUUGUAAAACCCUGGAGGUUGAAGUUAAUGAGAGGUUUGCCACUGGUCUAAACGGAACCAGGAUUUCACCUGUGUAUUGGCUUCCUUUUCACCACACCAGCAUCACAUCAUUCUGUUUUU